This is a messenger RNA of Hylaeus volcanicus, 558 nucleotides long. RefSeq lists its product as uncharacterized. Bases 1 to 558 code for a protein of 185 amino acids. The record is from RefSeq and is a predicted model, not a curated record. Lineage: Eukaryota; Metazoa; Arthropoda; Insecta; Hymenoptera; Colletidae. The transcript has a single exon.
AUGCUGUUGGGUUUUUGCGAAGAUUACAGGCGUAUAGUAAUCAACGCUCGUCACGAACUCAUUCUUAUACGCGCGCGCAGUGAUAAUAAUUGCAUCGUUGGAGAUUCCACGCUGGAACCGGUGGUCGAAUUAUUAAAGAUACAGUGGCGAAUUCCUCACGUCAUACUGAAUGAUACGAAUAAACUAUCGUUGUUGCGAAUUUUGGAAAGCGGGCAAUACCUAAGCAUGAGUUUUCGUUCGUGGGACCUGUACGAGUACCCUUUGUUGCAAAGUACGACAAAACAUUCGUGGACCGUUAAAACUGCGAUUCAGCUGGAGAAACCGCGAUACGUCAUUUUUGCACUGCAGACUGGUCGAAAGAAUAUCAUGUCUGAAGAUGCAAGCAACUUCGAUGCAUGUAAAUUGACCAACGUGAAACUUUAUCUAAACUCUGACUUUUAUCCAUACGAUGACUUGAAUCUUGAUUUUGAUAGAAACAGAUAUGUUAUUCUUUUUGAUACAACUGUUACGAAACGCUUUGCAACACGGACAACUUUUUGUUACAUGGGCCGUUUGUAG